AUGAGCGGAGUUCUGCUCUCAGAAGUUUUUUCAUUUAUCGAUCAGUUUAAAAAUUAUCUGUCAGUUAAGUCGUCCAAAAUUAACUUCAGGUCCAUAGAGGAGUUCGUUUACUCUGAUGUUCCAAGUGCAAAUUUCAUAUCAAAAUUGCAUGUCUUAACCGGUAGGAAGGGUAACAUUAGAGAUGGAUCUUUCGUCACGAGGAUCAUCAGUCUAUGCAAAUGGUGCAAUGUGGAAGAUGUUGAAGUCCUGGAGAAGAGAGGCCUGAAAUUUAAUCACCCUAAUCUAAAGCUACAUAUCCUCUUGUCAUUGUUUGAGAACAUGCUAUGGAACAAUAGAAAAUUUCGGAGAAUGUUAUCACAACCGCAUGAUAGGGAUUGCACCAAUGAUGUCAGAGUGUUCAAGCAGAUCUCAGAGAACUACUGCCAGCUCAUUGUCAAGGACGAGGAAUCCUUCUUAUCUUUUAUUGAGGAGGUUGAGAGGUCACCAACAAAUCAGUCCAACACAGCAGAUGACGACUUCAUAUUUACAAGUCACAAAAGUAGGAGGCGGCCUAACUGCAGUAAUAACGCUUAUAACAUUAACAACAACAACGACGACAACCACAACAACAACAACAACAAUAAUAAUAAUAACAAUAAUAAUGAUGAUAAUAACAACAACAGCAACAUCAUAAGCAACGACAAGGGUAAUAAUGAUACCAACAACAACAAUGUCAAUAUAAAUGCUGAUGUUGAUAGCACUCUCACUAAUAAUAAUAAUAUUAAUCUUAAUAUCAGUAAUAAUAAUAAUUAUAACGACAGUAGUAACAAUAAGAAUAAUAAAAGUGACGUCAUCUGUUUUGAUAGCUGCCGUAAUGAUGUUAUUGAAACUGAAAUUGAAACUGACGUCAAUUGCAAUAAUAAUAAUAAUAAUAAUAAUAAUAAUAAUAAUAAUAAUUAUUAUUAUUAUUAUUUAAAUAAUAAUAAUAACAACAAUAAUAACAAUUUGUAUGAUGAUAAUCAUCACAAUCUUCAUGGAAUUGGUGAUGCUGAAGAAGAAGAGCCUGGGAAAUAUGAGGAAGGCUUCGUUGAAAGGCUCAAGUCUGACUAUCUCGUGUAUAAGAGUUGCCUGGUACAGAGAGCUGAGAGCGGGCAUAGACUGAGUAAGCAAACUUCGAAAACGUGCAUUUUCAUCACCAACGACAACAAUAACUACAUCAACAACAACAACAACUACAUCAACAACAACAACAAUUACAUCAACGACAACAACAACAACAAUUACAAUGGCUACUACACCAACAACAACAUCAAUAUUGCUGUCAGUAACGGUGACAACAACACCAUCAUCUACAACAGCGACGACGAUGACGCCAAUGAAUAUUGUGAAAACAUCAAUAAUAAUAAUAAUAACAAUAACAUCAACGACAUUUAUAACGGUGACGUCAUCAAUGGUGAUCUCAUUUUUACGUCAUCUGUCACGCAGACUAAUUCAGCAGCUACAGCAGCAGCGACAAUAACAAAAACGUCAUCAUCCGCAAUAACAACGUCAUCAUCAACAACUUCAACGACAAUUUGUAGGUCUGGUAGGAGAGUUUUUAUGGCUGGCCCAUACGUUGAUAGCUCUUCUAGUACUGAAGAUGAAUUAGAUGAAGAGCAAGAAGAAAAAAACGACCCGAGUUUUAUACUUGAAGGCAAUGAGGAUGAAGACAACGAUUGUGUACUAACAAACAAGAGCCUCACCACCACCACAACCACCACCAACGUCGUUGACGAGGCAAAAUUUAAAAAUAAAAAACCGAACUGCGAACCCCAGCCUAUGAAAGUAAGAAAGUUACAGGCCAAGUCUAAGUCACUGCCCGCUACCGGUUUGCAGCGAAACCUUUCAACCAAUCACAAAACGCCAUCAACGACACCGACAAAAAACACCAAUAGACAAAGGUGUCAGAUAAAUUUUAAUAAUCAGCAUAAUUUCGCUAGUCCAAGACAACAGCAACAACAUCAACUGUUGCGAAAACCUCAACAAUUGCAACAACAUCAGCAACAGCAGCUGAGACCUCAAAAUGAAAAAUUUUUCCAACAACAUCAACAACACUGGCGACAGCAAUUCAUGGAUCAGCGCAAAAAAUUCCAUCAACGACAACAAAUGCAACAACAACAUCGAUUUCGACAUCAACCGCCACAUCAACAACCACAACGACCGCAGCUGCAACAACAACAGCCACAGCCAAACGAAGCUUCAAACUUCGCCAAAUUAUUUUGCAGACCUUUGCAAACUAGUACACCAGUACUGUCGCCCAGUAAACAACAUCUGUCUAACAACAACUACAACAACAACAACAAUUUCACUAACAAUUACAACACUAGCAACAACCUAAACGGUUACAGCAACAACAAACAAAGCUGCUUUUCCCAGGUAUUCAUCAUUCCCUCCUACCAAUAUUAA
Messenger RNA from Helobdella robusta, 2424 nucleotides. RefSeq lists its product as hypothetical. The coding region runs from base 1 to 2424 and encodes 807 amino acids. The transcript is spliced from 11 exons. The record is from RefSeq and is a predicted model, not a curated record. NCBI's taxonomy places the organism in Eukaryota, Metazoa, Annelida, Clitellata, Rhynchobdellida, Glossiphoniidae.